AUGGAGAAAGCACUUACUUUGGGUCAUCAGAAAGCAAUAGAGGCAGAUACCAUACUCAAAAAACUUAAUCUUCAGCCUGAGGCCUUCCCCAUCCCCAAGGGCCUCCCUAGCCCUAGCAGAGACCAUGUGAAGCUCCUCCUGCCUGACCUGACAGAGGUCACAGGCCUUCUCAUGCUGAAAACACCCCUGGCUGACCCUACCAUUAAACUCCCGAUUGAUCAGGGACCGCCGGCACACCCGUUGUUGGAGAUACUCGUGGAAGAGCUGUUCUUCGAGAUCUGCUGGUUCUGGGAAUUGCCCAGGCUCAAGGGGGGAUGA
Monascus purpureus is the source of this 318-nucleotide messenger RNA. The record is from the annotation of a GenBank genome assembly. NCBI's taxonomy places the organism in Eukaryota, Fungi, Ascomycota, Eurotiomycetes, Eurotiales, Aspergillaceae.